AUGGCCUCCGGCGGCACGCGUACAACAUGCUCUGUCGCGAGCUACGUGACUUCGCUUGUGGCCACGACAUCUACGAGCACUACUACCAUUUAUGAAACCAGCACUAGCGUGUCCACCUCGAUCUAUGCGAGCACAGGCAUAAUUGUCGCUGGCACAGAAUGGGUCGCCUACGCUGGCUGCGCCAACUUUUAUUUGGCUUAUCACCCAGAAGGGCCAUAUGCCAACGGCAUGGGUACUGCACCUCCUGCAGGAGAUCCGAGCUACAGUACCACAGGCAGCGAUCCUGACGAUGACGGCACUGCUGAAGCCGGAACGAUAUACGAAUAUCCCAUAUGCUCGAGUUGCUGUUUGUCCUUGUACUAUAACUACGCCGAGUCUUCCUGCGCGGGACGCUACGACAUCUGUGGUGCUUGUAGGUACGACGGAAUCCCCGGAAUCCGUAAGCGCCACCUGGCAGCCGUGCAGGGCGCCUAUGAGCCAAGCAAGCCCAAGCUGCUACGACGACAGGCGGAACCGACAAUCUACGCGACAACGUCAAUGUACUGCGAUCCCGGUUCGUCUUACGUCGUUAGCAGCACUUCUCAGAGUACAGUGUAUGCAACUACAAUGCUAUUGACGACUUCUGUCUCGACCGCAGAUUUCACAACCUCGACGAUCAGCUAUGCGACUGUGGCGAGCACCAGCACGAGCGUGUCGACCAUCAGUUCCUGUUCCACCUCGAUCGAGCCAACUCCUCCGCCCGUGACAAGCAGCAGCUCGACUACCAUCACCUCGACGACGACGACAAGCACUUCCUCGAGUAGUUCGUCAUCGACAAUCCCGACUAGCUCCUCGACAAGCACUUCUUCAUCCAGCACUACGUCUUCAGCUUCCACGAGCACGACCUCAUCAGCCAGGAGCAGCAGCACGAGCACUUCAAGCACCGAUGGUCCGGUCACGUCGACCACGAGCACGGUCAGCACGUCUUCGUCGCCCACGAGCCCAUCAACGACUUCUAUCACAAGCACAAGCAGCGCGACCUCUGCGGUACCGAGCAGUGCACCCGGCACAGCGAGCUCCGAGAGCGCCGCAGAUAACACAAAUGCGGUCAUCGCGUCAGCGAGCACGACCACGAGCACGGCAGCUGACCCUCCUUCUGUCGUCAGCACGAGCUCAAGCGCCACACCGUUGCCCGUCAUCGUCAUCGUCCCCAGCGGUUCCACUGAAGAACCAUUCAGUAUUACGCCAGGUGCGACCCCCUCGACUGCGCCGUCUUCGAGUCAAGCAAGCCCUCUGCCGACACAAAGGACUGCAGUCUUCACCGCUCUCGAACCGACUUUGACUGCAGGACAGGCCGCAACUGUCGGCGCUACAGCUCCAAAUGGUGAUGUGACGUCGUUCGUCGUAUCCGUCGCGCCAGAUGGCAUGUCUACGUAUAUCCCGCUCUUCACGCCUGGACCAGCAGCAUCCAAUGCGAAGAUUGCGCCAGCUGUCGUCAACUCGGGCAUUCCACUCGUCAAUACUGCAUCGCAGCCCGGCAACGAUCACAUGAUUGCCAAAAUAGUAGCGCCGAGCGUAAUCGGCGCCGUCGCUCUCGCAGCGGUCAUCGGCUUGUUAGCUUGGAAAGGCGUUUCGAAGAUACCCUUCUUUAAGUCACUCUUCUCCGGGAAAGCGAUCGGUCACGCUCCACCAAUGUCAGCCUCAUCGCCGUUCAUGCAUGGCAUUGUCAAUGCACAGGUGCAAACCCAGACUCACGAAGUUGCUAAGAAAGCCAAUCAUGAUCAUAACCGGCCCAGCUUUGAGCUUGACGGUUCGCCGACUAAGAUCUGCGCGAGCUUCUUGACACAGCACAGCAUCGACUAUACGGCAGCUGAUUGGGACGCAGAGAUGGCCCGAGCACACAAGACAGGCUUUGACGCAUUUGCGAUGCAUGUCGACACGCUGGAUGAACUUGACUCGCUUUACCUUGCCACGGAGGCGGCAGCCAGGCAUGGCCACUUCAAAUUCUACUUAUCGCUGGAUUCUCGGGUACUGCGGCACAGAGAGGCAGUGCUCUUGCUUCUUGACAAGAUGAUCGACGCAGACGCAAUUUUGACUCACGGUUCGUUCUUACAUAGCUCGACAAUGCGCGGCAACAGGCCCAUCGUUGCUGCUCGACCGCCGCGUCACGAGACGCCAGCGUCUUGCAAAAAGCUUGGCGAACGUAUCGCUGCACUGGAGAAAAGCGCUAUAGCCCGUCAGAUCGAGCUUCAUUUCAUACAUCCUCAUCCUUUCAAUGCUCGUAAAUUAGACAAAGCCGUGAAGCAAAGAUAUCAGGAAGCAAGUGCCCUCAAUGAUGUCUUGCAAAAGGCAAACAAUCUGUACGGCUUAACUUCGGGCAAUAAUCUGACGAUAGUGCUCGACCUUAUUGGCAAGUCUGCACCUGCUCUGCCUGGCUCAGACAUCUUUGGGCACGUGGCAUAUGCUGCCGAUAAGCUGAUGAGCUUCGGCAAGGACUUCAUGCUGCCCAUCUCGAUGAUGGAGCUCUCACAUGGCGAGGAUCUGGACAACACUCAACAUGGUCCGGAAGCAUACCUCAAAUCUUGGGAUGCAGCGAAACAGCUCGAGCCAUCUUUCGUCGUGCUGGACGCAUGGAAUGAUUACCACGCAUCGAAAUACCUGGCGCCUGCGCCUGCCCAUGUGGUAGCUCGUCACCCAGACAUCGGUGGACAUGCGGUCGACGAAAGCUUGGUCAACAUGACAUCUUGGUUCAUUGCCAAUUUUAGGGAGGAAUCUUCAAAGGAAGAGAAGAAGGAUCGUUCUCAUGACGUUGUGGUCAUCGGCUAUCGCACUCGACCGCGAGAUACUUCAGGGGAGACGACUUCGAGUCACAGCAAACGCAAAGUCAGGCAGGCCACAGCCUGGCUAGAUCAAGUCUUUAUCGUGUCUCGCCUCGAACAGACUGGCUUUUCUGUCAUUGUCGAAAUAGAAGGCGAUGAUAUUUUGCACCGACCACUAGGCUCCGAUUUCAGCAAGGAGACGAUUGCAGUAUGCACGAAUAAGCCGAUCCGCGUGGCACUUGUCCGCCAAGGAGCAGUGAUCGCUCAGGGCGGUCUUGGGCCGAUGCUCACGCAUCACAGCAAGAGCGAGAAGUAUCACUGGCGAUUCGAAUGCUUUACGACGCAUCAAGAUGAAACUGCAGCCGGCGGCGAGAUGAUGGAUUCGCAUGCCAUCAUUGACAACGGUAGCGAUACGUCUGAUCUGAUCAGACUCUACUAA
Mixia osmundae IAM 14324 is the source of this 3237-nucleotide messenger RNA. RefSeq lists its product as uncharacterized. The record is from RefSeq and is a predicted model, not a curated record. The transcript has 4 exons. Lineage: Eukaryota; Fungi; Basidiomycota; Mixiomycetes; Mixiales; Mixiaceae. Bases 1 to 3237 code for a protein of 1078 amino acids. Gene Ontology annotation, molecular function: glucan endo-1,3-alpha-glucosidase activity.